Molecule: messenger RNA, 923 nt
Organism: Paralichthys olivaceus (Japanese flounder)
Lineage: Eukaryota; Metazoa; Chordata; Actinopteri; Pleuronectiformes; Paralichthyidae
Source: RefSeq, a predicted model, not a curated record
UCAGCCAACGAUGUUCAACUCCACGCUGAGUCCCACCGGCAACGUCAACUCCACCACCCCGGGCGGCCCCCCUGGACCUCCGCCAUGGUACCAGUUCCCGCUGUGUGCAGUGGCCCCUUACGGCUACGUGUUCUACUUCAUGGUCAAGGUGUUGAACCUGUGCGUGGGGGCCCCCUGUAACAUCCUGGUCAUCUGGCAGAUCGCCUCUAAGAAGAGCGACGCCUCCACCUCGGACACCUUCAUCUUCAACCUGGCCGUCCUGGACGCCUUCUUCUGCCUGAUGACACCCAUAGAUAUGGUGAACCGCCUGCUGCUGGGGGACAGCAAUAUCUGGUUCUUUCAGAGAUUCACUUACGGGGUCAAAGACAUAGCCCCGCUCUUUUUGGUGUGUAUUUGCCUCGACCGCUACAUCGCAGUGGUCCACCCAGUUCUGUUCACUGGUAUCCGUGACAACAAGAUCCGCAUUGGCAUUUCUGUGGUCGUCUGGGGUUUCACGCUGGCUUAUGGCGUCGCCAAAAGCCUCCUGGAUGUCGUGAAGGCCAGCGGGAUCUUCGGCGGCGUCAUCCUCUUCGCCUUUGCAGUCAUGGUCUUCUGCAAUAUCUCCAUCAUCUGGGUGCUCCGCCGCUCCGUGGCGGGGAAGGAGGUGAUGCACCCAGUGAAGAAAAGGGCCCUUAAGACCGUGCUGAUCAUCCUGGUCAUCAUCGUGGUCAACUACUUGCCUCCUGUGGCGCUCAUGCCCUUUGUAGCGUACUACUCGUUGUUGCAGUAUCACUGCCAGAUCAGCACCAGCGUGUUCGCCCUCAUGGACCUGAGCAGCAGCCUCGAGCCUCUUCUCUACAUCACCAAGAUGGAACUUAAGGACAUCAGGUGCUGCAGGCGGAGUCUGUCCGAGAAUCCCCAAGAUGUCAAGGUGUAGGAAUCGA